GGGGCUGGGCAGUUGGUGUGAAUAAGUUCUGUGUAUUGUGGUUUGAUCGUUACUGGGAUCGUUACUACUUUCUCUCCCACCUAAGUGAAAAUGGCACGGAAAUCUGCUGGAAAUAUACCCCUGAGCGCGAUGAGCCCCAAAUAUUUACAUACAAAUUGUACCAGUCACACCUGGGCUUUUGGGGCCUUUGCUGAGCUCAUCGACAAUGCCUACGACCCGGACGUCAAUGCCAAGCAUCUAUGGAUCGAUCGGACUCAAAUAAAGGACAAGGAAUGUCUGAUAAUCAUGGACGAUGGGGCUGGGCUGGACUAUAACAAAAUGCUCAAGAUGUUGAGUUUCGGCUACAGUGACAAGAAGACAAUUCGGGGUCAUGCCCCCGUGGGUCUCUAUGGAAACGGGUUCAAGUCAGGCUCCAUGCGUCUAGGGAAGGACGUCAUCGUCUUUUCCAAAACCCAGGACAUAAUGAGCGUGGGCCUCCUGUCCCAGACAUACCUGGCAGCCAUUCGGGCUGAGAAUAUUGAAGUGCCAAUUGUCACUAUCAAACAAGAUGGAGAAGACAAGAUCAGCAUUGAGCCAGGCGAUAGAGACAGCCUGGAAGCCAUUUUGAAACACUCCCUGUUUAAAACAGAGAAGGAGCUACUCCAGGAGCUGCAGGCCAUCAAUACCAUGCCCCCCAUGGGCUCCACGGGAACCAGGAUCAUCAUAUGGAAUCUGCGCAGCUCCAAAGAUGGGCAGACGGAGUUUGAUCUCAAAACGAAUCGGUACGACAUUCUGAUCCCACACGUGGACUCGGGUGAUGUUAACAAUCAUCAGAACACCAACAAGAACUCAGAACCAGAGAGCCGGUACUCAUUGCGUGCGUACUGCAGCAUUCUGUACCUGAAGCCCCGAAUGCAGAUCAUCAUCAGGGGACAGAAGGUCCAGGCUCAGCUUGUCUCCAAGAGUCUGGCCCACACCCGCAAGGACCGAUACACGCCAAAAUUUCUGAUGAAGCCUAUCCCCAUAACUUUUGGGUAUGGCACCAAAGACAGUGGGCAUUACGGCAUAAUGAUGUACAACAAAAAGCGACUGAUACGAGCGUACGAGCGAGUUGGCUGCCAGCGCAAGGGGAAUGGUGUGGGAAUUAUCGGCAUUAUAGAGUGCGACUUCCUCACACCAACGCACAACAAACAGGAUUUUGAUGACACAGAAGAGUACAGGAAAGUAAAACAUAAGCUGGGGGAGAAGCUGGAGGAAUAUUGGAAGCAAAUGCGCCAUACAAAAAAGAAAAAGAAUCCCAACUGCAACAUGGAAAUAGAGGACAUGGAGAAAUCUCCAGAUCAGAACUGGGCCCAGUGUGAGUCAUGCCAGAAAUGGAGGAAGCUGCCAGAUGGAAUAGAUGCCAGCAAGCUGCCUGAUAAGUGGUUCUGCUACUUGAACCCAGACCCCCAGUACAGGAACUGUGAAGCAGAAGAAGAGCUGAAGGACUCUGAGGAUGAGCAACCAUACAAAAAGACCUAUAAGCAGGAGGAGAAACAGCACCAGGAGAACAGACAGCAGAAUGCAGAAGGUUCCGUACCAUCACCGAGCACUUCGAGUACACAUUCAACACACAGUGGUACAACCUUGGAUCACAGUGGUACAACAGCAGGAGGCAAUGUGACCCACUUCACCCCUCCCACCUCCACUCCUCUCAAUAGUUCUGGCCCCAGGCCCUCUGCCCAAAGCACACCUCGCAGCUCUUCCACGUGGUCCACACCCACACACCCAAGGAGGCUGUCGUUGACCCCAGAGCUGGUAAAAAAAAGGGCCAGGGUGCAACUCAGUGAUGAAGCCCUCGCAGAGGAGUCCAUGGAAACCAACACCACAGCAACAGCCGCCUUCGCUCCAUCAGCGGUGCGUCAGCAGGUGUCUGUUGAGACCCAAACUGAAGGAGUGGCCAAGGUGAAGGAGGAGGAAGAGGAGGAGAGGACAUGGAGCUUGAGAGAGGAUGUGCCCAAGAGUUCAGAGCAGAUGCAGCUCCUGGAGAGAGAGGCCAGGGAGCUCAUGGAUUCCAGCGGGGGAAUGCACCCCCUCCUGGAUAUGCAGCAGGACGGGCUGUUGGAGCAGUGGGAGAUAGCCAGUAAGGAGAGAGACCAGUACAAGGAGCAGAUGGUGACAGCCAAUCAAGAGAGAGAACAGUACAAGGAGCAGAUGGAGACAGCCAAUCAGGAGAGAGACCGGUACAGGGACCAGGUGGAUACUGCUAAUCAAGAGAGAGACAAGUACAGGGAGCAGGUGGAGACUGCCAAUCAAGGGAAAGACCAGUACAUGGCACAGGUAGACGAGCUGAUGCAGGAGCUGCAGAAAAUGAGGACAAGCAGCGUGAAGCAGGAGCCAUGUGACCAGGCCCACGGGGGAGAACAUGACCUGGCCCUGCAGAUAGACUCCAUCCUUACAGAUCUGGACUGCUGCAAUGAGGAGAGGGACCAACUGAAGAGCAAGCUGGAGAGUUUGGAGGCAGAGAGAGGAGCUGUCUUUUCUCAGUGCGAGCAGCUGAAGAAAGAGCUGGAUGAUCUGAGGGAGGCUGGGAGCAGGGCCCUCAGCCCCAGCUGUGCAGAAAAGACUGGGAACAGUCCCAGCAGGCCUGGAUCAACAGAGGCUGAGAGGCUGAAGAACCUGCGACUCAGUGUGAGCCGUCUCCUGGUGAUCCUCAUACCAGAGCUGGACCUGGACCAGGUAAACUACGACAGUACUGUCAUCGAAGAGAUCCUGGAACAGUACAUAGAUGGUGUCAGUUAAUGUGAAGCCACAUAGAUGUGCCAAAGAGCCAACCCACAUUUUUUGAGAAGGAGCAGGUCCCUGUCACUCCAGCUCCUUACCACCACAGGGAGCUGGCCAGGAGUGACCACCGACAUCACACCUUUAAACAUUUUGAUUUAUUUUUUAAGUGCCUUUAUUUAUAAUGUUAAAUAUGUAACUUUAGUUUCAUACAUCCUGUGCUCUUUGUGUAUUGCAUUGUAUUGUACUGUGCCUUUUAUAAUUGUGGAAGAGCAUGUAAUCUCGAGUUUUGUUUUUAUUUGUUUUAUUUUUUGUGUGGCUUUUUCAGUGUUUUAUUUGGAUAGAACAAUGUAGAGAGACAGGAAGAAUUAGGUGAGAGAGAGGGAGAGAUGUGCGACAAAGGUCGGCGGUCGGAUUCGAACCAUUGAGCAUUUGGAUAGCACUCUACGGACUGCGCCACUAGAGGCCCCAUAAUCUACAGUUUUAACUGUUUAAUUUAACAAUUCUUUCUUAAUUUUAUCUUUUGAUUGGUUUUCUUUCUAUAAUUUGCAAAGCACUUUGGUUAACUGAAAGCAUUCCUCAGUUAUGCCUCCUUUUCUUUUCUUUUUUUAAAUUUGGCACCCAACGUUGGACUGAACAUGUCUAAUUCCCACCCUAAUUUAAAAUGUCCAGUUAUCUGCUACCGCAGCCACGUUCAUGCAUGAUCCCCACUGCAGAUUUGGGAGAGCGUAGACACAUGCAUGUUCUCUGAAACACGUGGUGUCACCAGCUGCUUCUUUUCACAUCACAGACUACAACUAAGUGUGCGUAGAGUGAAGUCGGAGGAAGACCUUUCAUAUGCGGCUUUGACGUGCAGUUCGUGGACACCUGAGCGACCAGCAGGGUUCACUAGAGAGCAAUUUAGCUAAAACCCCUGACUGACUGAACUUGUCUGAUCAUGUCCAGUUCCCACCAUGAUUUGAAAUGCGCUACUGUCUGCAGCCGCACUCAUUCAUGUUCUAUCCCAACUUCCAAAACAGGAGAGUAUAGACAAUUGCGGUUCUACUCCAAAUACAUGUUGUGUCACCACUUACUUUCACACCACAGACUACAGCUAAGCUCUUUUAAAGUGGAGUCAGAGGAAGACCAUUCAUAUGCGGCUUUAACAUGCAGUCUUCAGGCGCCCAGUCAACAGUGGGGGUCACUCGGUAGCGAUGAAAUGUGAUCCCCUAACUGACUUUACCCUCCCAUCAACUGGGCAUCGCCCUGUGGAGCUACUGGCCACAGUCAGCACUAGCAUAGUCUAGUGCUUAUUCCAGCGUUUCAGUAUCUCCUGAGUCCUGAAUGCUUACUGUGUGUUUGUCUUAUCAAAGUCUCUGUUGCUGGAUUUUUGACACAUCACUGGGGUAUGAUGGUAUCUGUUUGUUACCUGUUACAGAAUUAACUUCUUUGUUUAACCACUUAAAAUAAAUACUUUUAUUGAUCUCA
Messenger RNA from Anguilla anguilla (European eel), 4206 nucleotides. RefSeq names its product MORC family CW-type zinc finger protein 3-like. Bases 91 to 2760 code for a protein of 889 amino acids. The transcript has 18 exons. Lineage: Eukaryota; Metazoa; Chordata; Actinopteri; Anguilliformes; Anguillidae. The record is from RefSeq and is a predicted model, not a curated record. Gene Ontology annotation, molecular function: ATP hydrolysis activity; zinc ion binding. Gene Ontology annotation, cellular component: nucleus; PML body.